AUGGUGGUGGCAUCAGUGACGCCGUCCAGAUCUCGACGGCGUGUACUGAUCGCUGCAUUCUUGCUACCUCGUACAAUUGAGUUUCAAUUUGAUGACGAGAAAGACACGGAAGCGCCGGUGCAUUCGCCACUCAAUGAUACUGAGCAGCACAGCACUGAACAGCGCCAUGCGAUUCAGCUUACGCCGUCACUGAAAGAGGCAAUGGAAAAGGAGCAGGCACGGUCGCGUGUAUACUCUGGUGUAUCCACGCUCAUUCCUUCGAGUCAAACUUCCACACGGCGCCCGUCAUUUGCCGCAUCGCGAGAUCGUGUGAAUAUGGCCGAUCUUAUGGCCGACGCCGCAGGAUCAGCCUCAGCAUGCCUACAGCCACUUUCUAGCAAUUCUGCAGCGCUCAAUAACGGACCAUUGUCGCCUAGCGCACGAGAGAUGAAUCCUGAAUCAAAGAGCCUUGUCCCUAGUGCCACGUCGAGAGCCGCGAGUACGACCGGCAUCGGUUUCGGCACUGGUGUCAGCAGUGGCUCAGGCAUGGAUGAUAGUGGGAGUGAUAGCGCGAGCUUCAGCAUCAAGAGUAGCGCUGGCACCGAUAGUGCGCGAGCCCCCUUGUCGGCAGUCCAAGUGAAGAGCUCCGUGUCUGAUCAUGGACGAGGCGCUGAGCCUUCCGGCAGCGGUAAGCCGGACUUGACCACUGGAUCGAGAUCUGUGCUGAACUCCACUCACACCCCAGUUCCUAGUGCAUUAAAGCCGUACGGUGCACAUGUUGCAGCAUCAUCCAACAGGCCACAUUCGUCUGGGGCAUCGCGCAGCAGCGAGUCUACCACACCUAUUAGCAUCAUUUCUGACCUAGAAGCCAAGAGUCAUCAGGGUACAACGUCCCGGCCAGUUUCACAAGAAAGCUUUUAUGGAAUUGGAACUCGAUCACCCAAGCCAUCCACACGUUCAUCCCUGACCUCCAGUGGCUCAACACCUCGACUCAUGACACGUCCAGAUCUGGCACCUGGAUGGACAGAUCCCGCAGCGGUUACGAUACCAUUGCCAUCGUCGCCGAUGGCAGCGACAUCUACAUCCAUGGCGUCACCAUCAUCUGGGUCUCCGUCGGGAUUCCCGUUGCCUAUACCACGGGUACCAUCAGCCUCACAUGCCACAUCCGAGAGUGAGCCUGAGCUUGCAUCUGCCUCGACUGCCGACUGCAUGUCUCCAGCUUCUGGACAGCCGUUACGCUCCGCGAAUACACAAGCCAAGUCUGCGACGCCCAACGGCUCGCCAAGAAAGGCAAGCACGUCUCAAUCCCCUGCAACGGUCAGACGUACUGGACCGAGAUUGACCUCGCCAGCUCGGCGCCAGGAGUCUCGUGAUGAUGACCGACGUAUGUCGGGCUCGUCAAUCCGGUUCAACAUUGCACGACGCGUGCCGCGCAGCUCUAGGACCAUGAGCAUGUCGUUCUCCAAGACAUCCGCACCAGAAACAGCGUCUUCUUCCUCCUUGUCUGCUAAUUCGGCUCCGUCGUCAGAACGAAAUAUGUCCUUCUCUUAUGCCAUAUCUUCAACGGACGCUGAGCCAUCAAUCCCGUUCGAAUUCGUGCCCAAUCCCGGUGCCAACUACGGACUCAUCAAUGCCGUGAAUAGCGCACACAUCCUUGAUGCAUGUACAGCUGUGUAUAUCGGCACACUUGGGAUUGAAAUGGACUGGAUCCCUACGGCUGCACGCAACAGAAUUGAUCAGGAAGCCAUGCACCAACAUGCAUGCUUGCCUGUGUGGUUACAAGACGACAACUAUGUUAAGUGCUACCAUCACUACUGCAAACAGAUCCUAUGGCCGAUCUUUCAUUACACACUUCCCAAUGCCCAGGGCUUGGAAGCAGAGCACGACGCAUUCCGUGCAUAUGUACAGGUCAAUCAGAGCUUUGCAGACCGUCUCGUGGCCGAGUAUAAAGAAGGCGAUGUGAUUUGGAUCCACGACUACCAUUUGCUUCUCGUUCCUGCAAUGGUGCGAGCAGCCUUGCCACGCGCACCUAUUGGUUUGUUCGUGCACAUCGCCUUUCCAUCCAGCGAAAUUUUCCGUUGCCUGAGCCGUCGGGGUGAAUUGUUACAUGGCAUGCUUGGCGCCGACUUGAUUGGCUUCCAGACACACAACUUCUGCCAGCAUUUUCGGCAGACCGUGAGCCGGAUUCUCCAGCUGCCGACAACGGCACGUGGCGUGCCGCUGAAGCGCUCCUUUGUCACCGUAGCACCGUUCCCCAUCGGCAUUGACGUGCACGUGCUUAAUCGAAGACGCCAGGACCCAGAGGUUCGUGAAUGGGUCGACAAGCUGAAGGAUCGUUUUGCUGGUAGGCGCGUCAUUGUGGGACGUGACAAACUCGAUUGGAUCAAGGGUGUACGAGAAAAGCUUCUUGCUUUCGAGCUGUUUCUCACUCAGCACCCCGAAUGGGUCGGGCACGUCGUGCUUGUGCAAGUGGCGCUUGCAACCGUGCAGGAGAACCGCGAAGUCGGUGAUGUAAACGACAUUGUCUCGCGCAUCAACCGCAAACACAGCUCACUGACAUACCAGCCCGUUGUGUUUUUGCACGUGCAGGAAAUCACUUUUACACAGUACCUUGCCCUCCUCACAAUGGCUGAUGCAUUUCUUGCAACAUCCCUGCGAGAAGGCAUGAAUCUGACCUCGCAUGAAUAUGUAAUUGCACAAGAAGAACACAAAAGGCCGCUUAUCCUGUCCGAAUUCACCGGCACAUACUCGGCGCUCCGUGCUUGUGUCGGAAUCAAUCCAUUCAACACGCAACAAGUCGCCAAAGCCAUCGAGCAAGCUCUGACGAUGAAGCCAGACGAAAUGGCCCAGCGAUGGCACGAUUUGCAUCGCACGGUCGUAUCACAGACCGCGCAGCAGUGGAUCAUUUCCGUGCUGAGCCAGCUCGAACGUGCGCACACAAACCAGCCCUCACCCAACAUCCUGUUUACCCCGCGCUUGGAAGUAGCCCAGCUGCAAGCUGAAUGGCGUAUCGCUAAGUCACGGCUUGUGCUGCUUGAUUUUGAAAACACGCUCGUGUGUGAGGAUGCAAAGCAUCUGCACGAGAUCGGCUUUACGCCGCCACCUCAUGCUCUUGUUCGUGUGUUGCGACGCCUGACAGAGGACCAGCGCAACUAUGUGUACGUGAUGAGCCGCAAAAGCGCAUCUGAUAUGGAUGCGCUCGCUCGUGCCGUGCCGGGAGUCGGGCUCAUUGCCGAGAAUGGUUGUUACGUGAGGCACUGUGCAAGCACAGAGAAUGGCGGUGGCGCCAGCAUUCCCACUGCCUCUGUUGACAUGAGCAAUAACAGCGGAAAUGGGAUAGACGGGAAUACCGGCGACAGACACAAACGUGCGUGGACCUCUCUCGUCGAUGGAUUCGACAUGAAUUGGCGUCUGCCCGUGCGAGAAAUUCUCGAGUACUUUACCGAGCGCACUCCUGGGUCAUGGAUCGAAGAAUACUCUACGACUAUCACAUGGUACUUUUGCGAAGGCACAAGACUCGAGGAUGAUAUCCAAUGGGCUCGUCGACAGGCGAGUGAAGUGCAGAGCCUCAUUAGUGACUCACUUGUCGAGAGAUUUUCUCUUCAGAUCGUCAAUGAACACACACACUUUGUCAUAAUGCCAAAGAAUGUCGACUUGACCGCUGCCGUUCAAUACAUGCUUGCGCUCGACAACAUGGGUUCGCUGCCUACGCGUAGAGUAACAGGAGAUGUCAAAGGCCAGUUUGAAUUUGUUCUUCUGAUUGGCCGCGAUCAAAAGCUCAUUUCUUAUUUGAAUCACCUCGACUUGCUCUUUACCCCCAACACAUGCACGACGGCUGAGCCUGAUACCAUUGCUGGCUCUAUAGCAUCGUGUCACCUCACACCUGGUCGAGAUGUGCUCAACACGUUGGAAGAUAUAGUGGAUUCUCAUCUGCGUGACCUCAAGUGGGGUGGACCUGCCAUGUUGGAUGUAUAA
Molecule: messenger RNA, 3954 nt
Organism: Malassezia globosa CBS 7966
Lineage: Eukaryota; Fungi; Basidiomycota; Malasseziomycetes; Malasseziales; Malasseziaceae
Exons: 1
Coding region: 1-3954 (1317 amino acids)
Biological process (GO): trehalose biosynthetic process
Cellular component (GO): cytosol; alpha,alpha-trehalose-phosphate synthase complex (UDP-forming)
Molecular function (GO): trehalose-phosphatase activity
Source: RefSeq, a predicted model, not a curated record